Labrus mixtus (cuckoo wrasse) is the source of this 1566-nucleotide messenger RNA. RefSeq names its product aminoacyl tRNA synthetase complex interacting multifunctional protein 2 (gene aimp2). The transcript is spliced from 4 exons. Gene Ontology annotation, cellular component: aminoacyl-tRNA synthetase multienzyme complex. The coding region runs from base 134 to 1099 and encodes 321 amino acids. Lineage: Eukaryota; Metazoa; Chordata; Actinopteri; Labriformes; Labridae. The record is from RefSeq and is a predicted model, not a curated record.
GCCUCUUUCCUGCGUGUCAGCGUCGAGCGUCGGUAGCCGCUGCUGCUGCCUGUCAACAGAGAGACACACCUGUGUCCAGGUUUCUGUUUUUAACCGUGUAUUUGUGACAGUAGGCCACUAACCGUCACCCGCCAUGUACCAGGUAAAGCCCGUCAGUGGAAGUCACGUAAAGGUAGAUUUACCAACGUGCAUGUACAAGUUACCAAAUAUCCACGCGCAGCAUGGGAACAGCUGCACAUCUGAGCACGCGCUUCAGAAUGGCGAGGUGGACCCAGCAGUCAGAGCUCUGGAGGCCCGGCAGGAUGAGAUCUUGAGAAAACUGUACGAGCUGAAAGCUGCUGUGGACGGCCUGGCCAAGACGGUGACCACCCCCGAUGCCGACCUGGACCUAACUGUCAGCAGCUGCCUCUCCUCCCAUAGUCCCAUCCCUUCAACCUUUAAAGGCGUCACAGAUCUGGACACAGUUCUGGGCAAGGACCUCGGUGCUCUGCGGGACAUCGUCAUCAACGCCAACCCUGCACAGCCCCCCCUGACUCUGCUGGUGCUCCACAGCCUGCUGUGUCAACGCUACCGGGUGCUCUCCACCGUCCACGUCCACUCCUCGGUCAGCAACGUGCCACAACAGCUCCUGUCCUGCCUCGGACCCAGCCACGCAGACAGCUACUCCCGCAACUUGUUUCAGCUGGGCUUCACUCUCAUAUGGAAAGACGUCCCCAAACUGCAGAUGAAGUUCAGUGUGCAGAACAUGUGUCCCAUCGAGGGUGAGGCCAACGUUGCACGUUUCCUCUUCAAGCUGAUGGCGCCGUACCCCAGUGACCCGGCUCAGGCCACACUGGUUGAUAACUGGGUGGACAUAGCCUUCUUCCAGCUGGCGGAGGGCAGCUCCAAGGAGCGGGCCGCCGUCCUCCGGGCCCUCAACUCCGCUCUGGGCCGCAACCCGUGGCUCACCGGGUCUGAGCUCUCCCUCGCGGACGUCGCCUGCUACUGCUGCGUGCUACAGAGUGGCUCCGUCUCCUCCACUCCAGCGAAUGUCCAGCGCUGGAUCAAGUCCUGUGAGAACCUGGGACACUUCAGUCCUGCCAAACUGCUCGUGAAGUGACCCCCGGGCUGAACCAGGACCAAGCAAAGUGAGAGAAGGGCAUUAGAAUUUUAAAAUACACGGGCCAUGUCUGAAACAGUUUCUAAUGCUUCCCUCCUUAUCGUCGUUUGUAACCAAACUGACAGAGACGAGGGCAGGAGCAGGAAAGUUGACAGUUAAAGUUUCUUCUCUCUGCCAUGCUGCUUUUAUAAAACAAAGAGAUGCUAAUAAUAUGUUUAUUUUGAAAGGGAGGAAGCAUGAGAGGACUGUAAAGACAAGGGGCUGGGUGACGGAUUCAAUCAAAAGUACUGACAGAAGCUAUCUAACACACACACUGUACACCUUCCACCCACUUUGUGCCUAACAUGAUCCUGUUCUAAAUGUGUGUGUGAGUAAUGUGUGGUAAAGGGUAUUACCGGGUGUUUUCAGGAGUAAUACUUUGUACCAUUUCUUUUCUGAACUCAUUAAAACUCAAACUUUGGAUCAAA